AAGUCUACAACUGAUUAAAGAAUAGAAUUUUAUUUUUUCAUCAACUUUAGUAUAUUCAAUUUUUGCCUUUUUUAUAGUUUCUAUAAAAACAAUUGAUAUUUUUUGGACGUAAAGUUAGGAAAUUUGAAAUGGCCCACGGGGCUCCUUACAAAACUAUAACCGAUCCCGAAUUAAUUCGGAAAAAAAAUGAAUUACGAAAGGCUAUCUCUCUAGAAUAUAUAAAACAUACAUCGAAUCCAUACCGAAACAUAAAAAUGGAAGGUGGAACCCUGUUUGAUGUCGGUAUUCAAAGAUAUAUGUCUCUGAAAGCAACGCAACAUGAAUUUUUCAGGCCUACACCCAAGACUUCACUUUUAGGUGUACUAAUGAUAGUAAUACCAUAUUUUAGUCUGACUUAUUUCAUAAAGAAAGAACGUGACCGUCGAGAAAAUUUAAUUCGUACUGGAGAAGUAUCUUACAAGGACAGAGGAUUCAAAUUCGCCUAACAAGAUUUACAUUUAUAUGAACAUUUUUAGUGUUAUUUUGGUCACAUUACCAUUGUUGUAUAGAUUUAUUAAAAUAGAAAUGCCUGUAAUAAAUAAUUAACACAAAAAUUGGAUUUCAACUUCUAUUAUAUAUUCUUUUUUAAUGUCUGUUAUGAUAAUAAUGUUAGAAAUAGUUCUUCAAAUUGAGUUCAAUAAAAUAAUAUAUAGAAAAAUAA
Molecule: messenger RNA, 700 nt
Organism: Metopolophium dirhodum (rose-grain aphid)
Lineage: Eukaryota; Metazoa; Arthropoda; Insecta; Hemiptera; Aphididae
Gene: ND-B15
Product: NADH dehydrogenase [ubiquinone] 1 beta subcomplex subunit 4
Exons: 3
Coding region: 129-485 (118 amino acids)
Cellular component (GO): mitochondrion
Source: RefSeq, a predicted model, not a curated record